AGCCAUGGUUUCCUUUGAUAAGUUACAGAUGCUGACUUUUUCGGUACUAAUUCUCAUUAUUGUUGCCGAGAGUCACAGAAAAGUACUAGUGGAAGACAAUGGAAGGGAGCUGGAAAGAUUACUCAACUAUGUCAAUAGACCUGCAAUCAAAAGCUUCCAGACUGAACUUGGUGAUAUAUUGGAUUGCAUCGACAUUAAUAAACAGCUAGCAUUUGAUCAUCCUAUGCUCAAGACCCACUCUGUUCAGUUGAGGCCUACAAAUACAUCUAAAUGGGCCAUCAACAGCAACAAUUCAAAGAAUGGUGGUUCUGUUCCGUUUGGACAAGAUGGGAUAAGGUGUCCACUUGGGACAGUGGUUGUUAAGAGGAUAACAUAUGAAGAUGUUAUACAAGCUCACCGUUUAAAAUCCAUGGGGUCCAAAUAUUCAAGAUAUGUUUAUUCAAAGGGAAAUAAUAUCGACUUAACUGGUUAUCAUUUUGCCGUGGGUGAGUUCAAAUAUGACAAUUAUGGAGGAAAGGCAAACCUCAGCAUUUGGGAACCAGAAGUUUCACCCACUCAGAUCAGUUCUGCGAGUAUGCUUGUCGCCACAGGCAAUUAUGAACAUUUUCAAAGCAUUAGAGCUGGAUGGAUAGUGUACCAAUGGCUAAACAAGAACCACAGUCGCUUAUUCACCUACUGGACUGCAGAUGGAUUUAUCAAGACAGGUUGCUUCAAUACAUUAUGCCCUGGUUUUGUCCAAGUGAGCACCAAAAUCCCGCUGGGCUACCUUUUUAACCAAGUUUCUACAUACGGUGGCAAACAAUAUGAAAUAGAAAUCAGCAUCUUUCAGGAUAGUAAAACAGGAGAUUGGUGGUUGGUGGUGUUUGAUGAAAAUGUUGGAUACUGGCCAAAAUCAUUGUUCACAGAAGACGGUUUAGUCCAUGGAGCAAGUUUGAUAUCAUAUGGAGGAGAAGUAUACAGUCCAGUGAAAGAGAAGAGCCCACACAUGGGAAGUGGGCAUUUCCCCAUUGAAGGUUACUUGAAAGCAGCCUAUGUGAAUGGUAUUGAAGUGGCUGAUGAAAUUGACGGCAAACUAUCAAAGCCACCAAUUUCUACAGUAAAUCCACUCUCAACCACCCCAAAUUGUUAUAAAGCAGAAACCAAAUCAGAUAGUAAAGUUCCGUAUGACGCAAUCUUCUAUGGAGGACCAGGAGGUUGCACAUUCUAG
Molecule: messenger RNA, 1207 nt
Organism: Brassica oleracea var. oleracea
Lineage: Eukaryota; Viridiplantae; Streptophyta; Magnoliopsida; Brassicales; Brassicaceae
Exons: 7
Coding region: 5-1207 (400 amino acids)
Source: RefSeq, a predicted model, not a curated record